This is a messenger RNA of Drosophila pseudoobscura, 4451 nucleotides long. It is a transcript of the gene bab2, whose product is annotated as bric a brac 2. Lineage: Eukaryota; Metazoa; Arthropoda; Insecta; Diptera; Drosophilidae. Gene Ontology annotation, cellular component: nucleus. The record is from RefSeq and is a predicted model, not a curated record. Gene Ontology annotation, molecular function: protein binding; DNA binding. The transcript is spliced from 5 exons. Bases 522 to 3944 code for a protein of 1140 amino acids. Gene Ontology annotation, biological process: regulation of transcription by RNA polymerase II.
UGGCAGCAGUCUCGAGUUUCAUUCAUUGCACGAGGCGGCCGACACAACGCGAGUUCAUUCGAAUUUCAACUUUCGCCGUGAGUGCAACGUUUUCUGGGGCGCAACAACAACAACAAAAACAACAAUAGAACACAAGAGAACGAAACCGUGCAACAGUGACAACAGAGUGGCAACCGAAAGUUGCAGCCAGCAUUUGUUGCAUGCAGUGAUCAAAGCACAACAACAACAACAACAACAAAGCAACAACAACAACAACGCAAAAAAAAAACACUAGAAAUAUAAGUGGUGAAAUAUUCCGAUUAAGUCUUUGGCCGAUUAAACGGAACUCCAGGCGAUCCGCAAGCGAUCCGCAGCAACCAAUCGACACCCAGAGGCGCCUCAAAAGUGUACGUGCAACUGUUGGCUCGAAAACCGUUGCCAGCACAGAACCCAGAGAGCUGCAGCAUUCAAAGAUGUUUUGAGCAGCCAGCUAGCCAGCCACAAGUACAGUGAACCCUCUGCCACAGCAAACUAUCCACAUCAUGGACAUGACCAAGCAGAUAAUGGACUUUGAAAUAAAGUCAGAGAGCGGCGGCGACUGCGAGGCCAACGACUACACAAUGGCCACGGCCACAGAGGAGCCCAAGGGGGCGCCGGAGGCAGCCACCCAGAACGACGGGGACACCAAGUCCUCCUGCCACGAAGAGGAGGAGGCAGCCACAGGGACACAGGCCACAGCCACUGGCCCUGCCACAGAGAAGGCAGCGGCCGAUAUGGACGAGGAGGCAGCGGAACCAAAGCAAAAUCUGAUCAAAGAUCCACCAUUGACACCGCCACCGAGGCCCCUGACCUCCAGCGAAGUGGUGGGACUGCGGGAUCCCGACGAUCCCGAGCUGCGCCUCCAACUGGAGGCAAAGAAGUCGCGAUCGCUGCCGGUGUCGCCACAGCCGCAGGCCAGCCACAAGCUGGCGGCAGCCGCCCUCUUCGAAUUCGGACAGACAUCGCCGGGUCGCGGAUCGGCGGAGCGGACUCCCGUGAAGGCGAUCCAGCCCGACCAGAAAGUGGCGCCCGCCAGGCGGCGACUGCCGCCCGUGAGCGGAGGCGCCACGGACAACCAGCAGUUCUGCCUGCGGUGGAACAACUACCAGUCGAAUCUGACGAACGUCUUCGACGAGCUGCUGCAGAGCGAGUCCUUCGUGGACGUGACCCUCUCCUGCGAGGGGCAGUCGAUCAAGGCCCACAAAAUGGUGCUCUCCGCCUGUUCGCCGUACUUCCAGGCCCUGUUCUACGACAAUCCCUGCCAGCAUCCGAUCAUCAUCAUGCGGGAUGUCCACUGGUCGGACCUCAAGGCCCUCGUCGAGUUCAUGUACAAGGGGGAGAUCAACGUGUGCCAGGACCAGAUCAAUCCUCUGCUGAAGGUCGCCGAGACCCUGAAGAUCCGCGGCCUGGCCGAGGUGAGUGCCGGCGCCAGUCGCGACGGCGCCUCCGCGCACCCCAUGCUCCCCGAUCAGCGGAUGUCCGUCUACGGGGAGGACGAAGAGGAGGACGAGGAGCUGGCGGCCGCCAUCUUGCGGCAGGACCACGAGGACCCCGAGCCGAAGCGGGCCCGACUCAUGGCGGACACCGCCCUGGACCUCAACCAGCGGCAGAGGAAGCGCUCGCGGGACGGCAACUAUGCCACGCCCAGUCCGUUGCAUGGCGAGACCCUCCGCCCCGACGUGGAGUCCGAGGCGUCGCCGCGGACGGCCGUCACGCCCAGCGGCCAGAGCCAGCCCACAUCGACGAUCGUAAGGAAUCCCUUCGCCUCCCCGAACCCCCAGUCGCUGCAGGCGCACCUCCUCACGGGCACAGGCACCUCGUCCUCGGCCUCGAGCAGCAGCUCCGGAGGAACCUCCUCCUCCACGGUGGGAACGGCCGCCGUGGGCACAUCGUCCUCGUCGGCGGCCUCCUCCUCCUCGGCGGGCACGUACCGCACAGCGGCCCGCAGCUGCUCACCGCCACCCCACCACCAGCACCAGCACCAGCACCAGCACCACCAUCCCUCGGGCAGCAACGGCAGCUCGGCCGGAGCCCUGCUCCACUCGCCCACUGGCGGGGGAUCGUCGGGCGGAUCGCAGUCCUCGCUGCCCCCGCACAUGGCCGCCGCAGUGGCCGCUGCCGCACAUCAUGCCGCCGCCGCUGUGCCCCAGCAGGCCCCACCACCGGCCAUGCAUCACCAUGCGGCGGCGGCAGCCGCCCAACAGUUGGCGGCCCAGCACCAAUUGGCCCACUCGCAUGCGAUGGCCAGCGCCCUGGCGGCCGCUGCAGCGGGCGGCAAUGGAGGCGGCGCCGCCGCUGCCCCGGCCAGCGGUGCGGUGGGGGGCUCGGUGCCCUCUGCCUCGUCGGUGGGCUCGUCGCAUCACGAUGACAUGGAAAUCAAGCCGGAAAUUGCCGAAAUGAUACGCGAAGAAGAGAGGGCAAAAAUGAUCGAAAGCGGCGGCCAUGGCGGCUGGAUGGGCGCUGCUGCCGCCGCAACAGGCGCUUCUGUGGCGGCAGACAGCUACCAGUACCAGCUGCAGUCCAUGUGGCAGAAAUGCUGGAACACCAACCAGCAGAAUCUCGUGCAGCAGCUGCGCUUCCGCGAACGCGGACCCCUGAAGUCGUGGCGCCCCGAGGCCAUGGCCGAGGCCAUCUUCAGUGUCCUCAAGGAGGGGCUGUCGCUGUCGCAGGCGGCCCGCAAGUUCGACAUCCCCUACCCGACGUUCGUGCUGUACGCGAAUCGGGUGCACAACAUGCUGGGGCCCUCCCUCGACGGCGGCACUGAUCCGCGGCCCAAGGCCAGGGGCCGGCCGCAGCGCAUCCUCCUGGGCAUGUGGCCCGAGGAGCUCAUCCGCAGUGUCAUCAAGGCGGUCGUCUUCAGGGACUAUCGCGAGAUCAAGGAGGACAUGGGGGCACAUCAGUACGCGAAUGGACAGGCGCAUGGCACCUACAUCGGCGGCGGCACCACUUCCAAUGGGUAUCACAGUGCCGCAGCCGCCAAGAUGGCCGCACAGAACGCCGCCCUGGCCCCGCCCGAUGCCAGCAGUCCGCUGAGCACCAUGACAGAGUCGCUGCGCCGCCAGAUCCUGUCGCAGCAGCAGCAGGCGGCCCAGCACCAGCAGCACCAGCAGCAGGCGCCGCACAUGUACAAGUCGCCGGCCUACUUGCAGCGCUCGGAGAUCGAGGACCAGGUCUCGGCGGCAGCGGCCGUGGCCGCAGCGGCAGCCAAGCACCAGCAGAGCGGCGGCGGCGGGGGCGGCGGUGGUGGCGGCCGGGGAUCCGAGAAUCUGCCCGAUCUGACGGCCCUGGGGCUGAUGGGGCUGCCGGGCCUGAACGUCCUGCCGUCGCGCGGCGCCGGCGGCAACGGGGGCGGUGGCGGCGGAGCGGCGGCUCCCUCGAGUGCCGCCAGCUAUGCGCGGGAGCUGACGCGCGAGCGGGAGCGGGAUCGGGAGCUCAAGGAGGCCAUGCAGGCGCGUCAGUACGGCAACCAGUCGCGCGGCGGCAGCGGUGGCAGCAACUCCUCCGCCAAGGCACAGUCGAAUCGUCCUGGCGCCGCCUCCCCGUACUCCUCGCACUAUGCGAAGCAGCAGCAACAGCAACAACAGCAGCAGCAGCAGCAGCACUCGAAGCAGCAGGAACAGCAUCCGAAUUACGCGUACAACAAGCGCUUCCUGGAGAGCCUGCCGGCGGGCAUUGACUUCGAGGCCAUUGCGAACGGCCUGCUCCAGAAGUCGGUGCAGGCCCAGAACAAGAGUCCACGCUUCGAGGACUUCUUUCCGGGGCCCGGGGGGCCGCAGGACAUGAGCGAGCUGUUUGUCAAUUCCGAUGCGGCGGCGGCGGCAGCAGCAGCGGCAGCCGCGGCCUAUGCCCCCGUCCGCGAGUCCCCCCUGAUGAAGAUCAAGCUCGAGCAGCAGCAGCAUGCCACAGAGCUGCCGCACGAGGAUUGAGGGCGGCCUGGGGACCGCGCGCGAGCGAGAGGAGAGGCAAUGGAAUGUUUUUGGACUGCUACUUGAAGAAAACCCCCCAACGUUUUUUUUUUCUUAGAUUUUAAUUGAAAAUCAUGGUUUUUUUUUUGUCGGCUAGGAUCUAGAGGAUAUACAGAUAUAUAUGCGUAUAGGAUAUAGGAUAUAUAGAGGAUUCUUAAAGAGGUAUACAAAAAAAAGUAUUAAACAAAAUGUAAUCUUAAAGGACACCAAAACAGGAUCCCCCCCCCCCCCAUCACCAUCCCCACCAUGCACACACACACACACACACACACAUACAUACUUCGGUACUUUCCUUUAAGGAUAGGAUCUCUCGUGUUUUUUUUUUUGGUUUGUUUACGUAUUUAUUUGUUUGAUUGAUUCGAUUGAUUGAUAUGAUUGGAUUGGAUUGGAUUGCCUUUUUGUUGCCACGCAUCGUACGAGAGUGAAGAAAUAAUUAUGAAUUAAAUAGAGCUAAGGAUACGAAAGAGA